AGAUCAUGUUGAUACACAUUCAAAAGAAGAGGAAUCUACAGACAUGGAUGAAAAGGCAGACACUGAUUCAGACAGCUCAGAUGGGGAUUCUGCUAGUGUGGAAAAGAAAGAUUCUGAUGAUGCACCUGAUGAUGCAAAUACUACAGAAGACACGGCUGAUUCAUCUGACAAGGAUUCUUCAGACACAGCUGAGCAGCAGGACUCUGAUGAUUCUGACAAAGACAAAACAGAUUAACACAAAGAUGAAAAGAGUGGCGAGAAAGACGAGAAAGACACUGGUAAUGACUCCAGUAAAGACUCAGAAGACGAGGGUCAAGAAACCUCUGAGACGCCAGACAAAAGCGACUCAGACACUGAUGAGGUGAAACUUUCAGACGACUCCAAAGACCAGGAUUCAGAAUCGAAAGACACUGACAGCACGGAGAAGAAAGAGAAGGAGCAGGACUCUGACAGCGACGCAGACACCAGCAGCGAUCAAGACACGGCAGAUUCCCCUGAUGCAGCAGACGCCAAGGACAGCGCUGAGGAUAAAGACAGGGACAGCAGCGACCCGAAAGACACUGAAGAUGAUGGAGACAGUGAGAAGGACGCCAAUGAGAAGGAGGACACCAAUGAGACGGGCAGCGAUAGCAAUGAGGGAAAAGAUAAAGAGGAGCAAUCCAAACCAGACGAGCAGGACAAGGAAGACAGCAGCUCAAAAGAAGACGUCACAGCCAGUCAGUCUGACGAAAGUCCACUGGAGGAAAUGACAGAAGACAAGCAGGAAGACAACCCUGAGUCUGACAGCUCCAGUCUAAACUCAAAUUCAGACUCAGACUCUGACAGCAAAGAUAAAGAGCAGGACAAAGAGAAGAACAGCACAGAGUCCACAGACACAGAAAGCUCCGACAGCGACAGCAAGAGCGACACGGACAGCUCUGAAACAGGAGGGGAAGAUACUGAUGAAGACAAUGACUCCAGCGUGGAAAAGGAGAAACAAGAGUCUCCUGAUGGUGCAUCAAUAGAGACAAAUGACUCUGACUCCAGCGAUGAUCAUGACAAUGACUCAACAGAUGCUACAACAUCAAACGAGGAACACACUGACGAAAACACUGAUGCAGACAGCCAUGACGCUGCAGACGAUGAUGAUGAAGUCAGGGUUGAAGAUGGCACAGACGCUGCUUCUAAAACACACGAUGAACCAGAUCAUCUUGAUGACACAAUACAAGGAUCAGAUGAUGGCAGCAAAACCCCUAUGCCAAGCUCCUAGCGACCAGGACUCUACAAAAACACUGUAACAGAUUUUUCCUGGAGAGACGUAAAAAGCUCCACCUGAGACAGUCAAGAUAACCAGAGUUUCACAUCCCAUUAAAACACAUUGACACGUCCCUCUAGUCCUUUCUCUCUCUCUCUCUCUCUCUCUCUCUCAUAUGGUGAAGGUUCCUUUCUAAGGGUUCUGGGAUGCAGAUUAAAUUAUUUGGCUGUUUGCUGUACAUUCCAUUUUUUAACCUUGUCCUAAUUCUAGAACUUUUGUAUCGUUUGAUAUAUUAAUUUGACCAAAUUUAGAUGGAAAUGCAUGAUGAACAGUGAGGUUCUGGAACUGCGUAUCUCAUGCAUUUGUCUGUUUGCGUAGGGCCUAAAUAUAUUUUGUUUUGAGUGACACAUUAAACUUAGAGAGUAGAACUAAAAGAAGGAAUUUUGAGAAAGCUACACGAUUUGGGUCUGGUGAAAAUGUUGAUCUGUCAAACCUGUGAUGGUUCCACUGGUUUGGCCACAUGGUGUCCCCAUCUUUGGCACUGACUGAAAGACUGCAGCUGCUACAACGAGAACCUUCCCUCUUGCUCUCAGAUAAACGCCGGCCUGAAAUGUCACAGAAUGAGAUAUUUUCUGCCCACCCAAUGAUUUGAGACUGUACAGACAAUUUCUGAUAGAAUCUCUGAUGUCUAUGUCUCUGUGGAGGAAUACUAAUAAACUAGCAAUGUAAGAGCACAGAUUGUUCUGAAAACUGUCAAAAAAAA
Molecule: messenger RNA, 1997 nt
Organism: Sinocyclocheilus grahami
Lineage: Eukaryota; Metazoa; Chordata; Actinopteri; Cypriniformes; Cyprinidae
Product: protein starmaker-like
Exons: 13
Source: RefSeq, a predicted model, not a curated record